AUUACCUGUCAUCUACAUAGUUAACUGCUUUUUAGUUUUCACGACUUAAUAUAUAUUAAAAUUAUGAUUUUCCUGAACCUUUUCUUAAUAAAUUUACUAACUACUGCUGCGGAGCCAAACUCCAAUAUUGGUUUCUGUGAUGUGGAUUCCAAAAACUGCGAAAAUCAUGUUGAUGAAGCCAAUGCAUAUAAACUGAUAUUCUACGAUGUUAAUCCUCCAGAAGGCUUCAAUUUACGCCGCGACGUUUACAUGAGGUUUGCUAUAAUGUUGUCAGAUGCUCGUAAACGGGGAAGAGUCGAUUGGCGGUUGGUGUUACCGCCAUGGCAUAAAUUGUACCAUUGGCGGAGUUCCUCUGCAAAAUCUAAACCUCAGCCUUGGUCGUCAUUCUUCAACAUAGAUUCUCUAAAAUCCUUUGUACCAGUAAUGGAACUGCAUGAAGUUUUCAACGACACUAAGACAAAAGUACUGGAAAUCGAUACUUUGUAUGUUUUAGAAAACUUUGAGAAUCCAUUCGAAAACGGCGUAUUCGAAGAGAAAUGGCAAUUGAACAGUGAUUGUGAGUAUGAAGGUAAUUAUUUUGGAUACAAAAACAUUACUGCUAAAGAAAUAGUGUGUGUGAAAUUCCAAGGUAAAAUAUCUAAAUUAUGGGAGCUUAUUUUGCAGCAUCCUACUGACAGAAAAGUCAUGUUUGCCCAUGGGGAAAUACCACUACAUGAUAAUUAUGGUACAAAAACAUACUGGGAAUGUCGCAAGAGUAUGAAAUUCAACAAUAACCUUGUUAAAAUUGCUAAAGACUUUAUUUCCUCCAAUCUCAAUUGUAAUGCAGAUAGAUGUCUAACAUAUUUAAGUGUUCACUGGAGGCGCAAAGAUUUUGCUUACAGUAGGCCAAAUGAUGUACCUUCAAUAAAGAGUACUGUCCAGCAAAUUAAUUUUGCUGUAAAGAAAAAUGUUCCCGGUGUGAAGAGGAUAUUUAUCGCAUCUGAUGCAUCCACAAUUGAAAUGAAAGUGUUGGAAGAGCAACUCAAUGAGCUGAAUUAUGAAGUUUAUUCUUUCAAUCCCAGUGAUGUUCUGUUAAAAGAAAUAAAUGAGGGCGGAGUUGCUAUAAUUGAUCAAAUAAUCUGCUCACAUGCUGCAUAUUUUAUUGGGACACAUGAAAGCACUUUUUCCUUCCGAAUUCAAGAAGAGAGGGAGAUAUUAGGCUUUGAUGGCAAUACAACUUUCAAUAGAUUAUGUCCAGAUUCUGGGUUAUGUGAGAAACCAUCAAAAUGGAAAAUAAUUGAAUAAUUUCAAAUACAUAAAUUUAAGUGUAUCUAAGAGCAUAUAGAUGCUAGAGUAGUAGCCAGCAAAACCAAAAUUGUACUUCAAUGGGAAUAACCUUUUUUUAAUCUUACAUUCUUAUUAACUGACUAAGGCAUGAGAGUUAAAAAGUUUUUGCUUUCUAGCAUCAAUAUUUAUGUGUCCAAUAAGAAUUGUUAGACAGUAGCUAUGAUAAUCUUUAGGCCUAAUUUUGAUUUGUUUAGGCCUGCAAAGGACCUAAACAAACAUCUAAAUAUCAUUCCAAACUAUUUUAGGUAAUAAAGGCAGAUGUUUUUUAGUAAGACCUAGGUAUUGAAUUGCUUAAGCAGCAAUGUGUAUUUAACACAUUUUCUACUAGCAAAUAAUAUUGAGUAUAAAAUAUAUACAGUAUAAAGGUUUACCUACCCAUUAUUUUAGAAAUAAUAAGAUUUGGGAAACAUUUAACACUAGAAUCUAUAAUUUUUUAAGAAGUUUUAUUAGUGCUAUGAAACUAAUAAAAAUUAUUUAAAAAAGCUUUCUCAUUACUUAAGAAUGUACAUUUACUUUAUUGAUAUUAAUUUUAUAACAGUUCUGAACCAUCUUGCUCAUUGGCAAUUUUUAUUAUAUGAGUAUUUUACACUUAAUGAUCCAUUAAGCUAAGUAGUUCCAAAUUAAAAUAAAUUUAUUUUUUGUUUUAUACUGUGAUAAUGUGGAGCUGAGUCAUUUAACCAAAGAUUAAAUUAAAUAAUAAGUAUUAGAUGUAUAGGAAAAAAGUUUGAAUUAAAUGAAAUGUCUAG
This is a messenger RNA of Diatraea saccharalis (sugarcane borer), 2072 nucleotides long. The record is from the annotation of a GenBank genome assembly. Lineage: Eukaryota; Metazoa; Arthropoda; Insecta; Lepidoptera; Crambidae.